Molecule: messenger RNA, 891 nt
Organism: Linum tenue
Lineage: Eukaryota; Viridiplantae; Streptophyta; Magnoliopsida; Malpighiales; Linaceae
Source: the annotation of a GenBank genome assembly
AUGGCAUCUUACGUUUUCCGUUGCAUUGUUUUGCAACUGCUGCUGCUGAUUUUGGUUGCUGCUGCUGCUGCAGAUCAUUCAGACGAUGGUGUCAAUCACAAUUCUUCCUACGCUAGUGCAACAACAGCUGCGGACACCGGCGGGCGAGACCUGGCCGUUGCGACGGAAGAGAUGAGGAGAGCCAACUACUUCACUUUCGUGAUGCUGCUGAACAUGAUGAUGGCCGAUCAACAGGACGCCGCCGGCAACCUCACCUUCCUCAUGCCCAACGACCGCAUCUUGUCGAGGAUCACAUUCAAGACCCAACAACAAGAAGCAGAAACACAAGUCGACGACGACGAGCAGUCAUCAUCAUCAUCAUGGUCUGUUAGGGAAUUCAUGCUUCGUCAUUCCAUCCCCUCCCCGUUGCUGUUCGACCAUCUCUGGCACUUCCCGUCGGGUUCCACCAUCCCGAGUUCCAGCCCGGGGUACGUGCUUCACGUCCGCAACGACAACGACGUUAGCAGCAAAUGGUGGCGGAGGAGGAGGAGCAACGGCGGAGGAAGGGGGAACUACAACUUCUCCCUCAACGACGUCAAGAUCAUCAGCCCCAAUAUAUGUACCUCUCCGGCCUCCUCCAUAAGAUGCCACGGGAUCGACGGCGUGCUUCCCCUCCGGCCGAUUUCCACUCCUACUUGUGGGCCGAAGUCCGCUGGUCCACCUGACGUCGGCGGCGAUGAUGUUGGGGUUGCCACUAGUCCGGCACCCUCCACCACCCACGUCGACCCCAUACAACCUUCGCCUUCCUCUCCUCACAAGAGAUCAUCGUCGUCGUCUUUGUCGUCCUCACCUGCUGGGCUUUCUUCUCAACUGCUCCUCCUCUUAUUCGUGUUUGUAUCAUGUUGGGCCUAG